AUGACUCCAAAGCCACAUGUCUUGGUACUGGGUGGUGCAGGAAUGAUUGGCCGUAACUUUGUCAAAUACCUCAUUGAUCGUGAUAUUGUCUCUUCUGUACGCGUAGCUGAUAAAACAAUGCCUGAAAUCUCGUAUUUUAGUGCUCCAUAUAAAGAGGCAUUCAAUGAUGAUCGAGUGCAUUUUGUACAAGCAGAUUUGACUCGUGAUGAUCAUGUAGAUCGUGCUUUCAAUCCGGAAUUUGGUCCCUAUAAUUUUGUAUUCAAUCUCGCAGGAGAAUCCAAAUGUGGACUCUCGGAAUCUGUCUAUGCCUCUAAAUGUCGUGAUGUUGCAGUCAAAUGUGCCAAGAAAGCACAGGAAGUGGGCGUGAAGCGUUACAUUGAAGUAUCGACGGCCUUUGUGUACAAAUCACAAGUGAAACAACCAGCGAAAGAGGACGCUGAGCUUCAACCGUGGACUCUACAGGCCAAAUAUAGACUUGAGGCCGAGGAAGAAAUUCGUCGUAUGCCGCAUCUUAAGGCCGUCUUCCUCCGCCUGGCAACGGUGUACGGCCCAGCAGAUUCGAUGGGACUUAUGCCCAGAAUCGUCUGUGCUGCCUCCUAUGUGAAGCUGGAAGAAAGGAUGAAACUGCUGUGGGACGCGGAGAUGCGUGUUAAUACGGUUCAUGUGUUUGAUGUCUGCCAAGCGUUGUGGCACGUCACAACUGCCGGUGACGAUGGAGAUAUUUACAAUGUGGUCGAUAAGAACGAUACCGACCAAGGGAAGAUAAAUGCUGUGUUGGAGGAGAUUUUUCAUAUCAAGACUGGUUUCAUCGGUAAGCUUGUGUCUAACUUGGCCCGCGUGCGACUCGCCGACGUCGUGGAUGAUGCUAACGAGAAGCACAUGCAACCUUGGGCCGAUCUGUGUGCGGAACAUGGUAUUACCAACACGCCACUGACUCCUUACAUCGACAAGGAGCUGUUGCAGCACAAUCAUCUUUACGUAGAUGGUUCCAAGAUCGAAUCCACAGGUUUUCAAUACAAAUAUCCAACGUUGAAGACAAAGGAUGUGCGUAUUGUACUGGAAGAAAUGGUCCAGCAGAAGAUUUUUCCACCCAUCUUGUCCUAG
Peronospora belbahrii is the source of this 1104-nucleotide messenger RNA. The record is from the annotation of a GenBank genome assembly. Lineage: Eukaryota; Oomycota; Peronosporomycetes; Peronosporales; Peronosporaceae.